AUCAUCCCAAACCCAGAACCAGAACUUGCUUGCUUCUUCAAUCGCGAUUUUCUGAAAAAUCUGAAACUAUGUGUUGCGGGCAACAUCCAUCGUUUCCCAAAGACUCCGUUAACGUUAACUCAACGUCGGUGCUCGAAAAUCUCCGCGAUCGUCUCGCCGACACCGAAGCUCGGCUCGCUCGCGCCAGAGCUCGUGAAGCUCAGCUCACGCGCCGCCUCCAUGAAAUGAAGCGCUUUCUAUCUGUUAUGGAAAUCCUUGAAGCUUAUCUCAAACGCCGUUACCGUCUCCAACAACAACGUUUCGCUCGCCUCCUUUCUCUUCCACCACCUACUCUAUAACCGCCGUUACGGUUACCGUCACCGUCAACAACCCUGUCUAUAUCAUGUUGUUACAUUUUUAUUUUUAAAUUUAUUGUUUGUUGUGAACUUGUUGUGGAUAAUUGUGGAUGUUUGUUGUAAAAUUUGUGCUGCUUUAAUUUUAGUGGAUUUGUGGGGAAUUUCGUUCAGAAUCUCGUUGUUGUUUGGGUUUUGUUUAGGGGAAUUGUUGUUAUUUUGGUAGAUUUUGUGAAUUUGAUUGAUGAUAUAAGAUUUCAAUUGUCAUUUUGUGGUUUUCGUGUUGGUUGUAGCUCGAAUUAGAACUCGAAUAAUUUGAUUGACAUUCAUGUGGAAAUGGUUUUCGAUUAUUUGUGGAUGAAUAAUUCAGUUAUGAUGAGCUUGUAAAAAUGUGCUCAAGGGUUUUUACAAGGAUUUAUUUGAGGUUUUAAUGAUGCAAACUUUUGUGCAAGUGUUUAGAAACUAUAUAGCAAACCAAUAAUUUUACUUUGUACUGAAGGUGUGUGUGUCUGGUAUCUGACAUGUUUCGAUGUUGAACACCAGCAUAUGUGGUUAUAUUCAAUCACUUCCAUUUUUAUGAUUUAUCAUUGGUGUUUACAUGUCUGGUGUUUGUGUUAGUGAUUUGUAAUUUAGACAAGUUUUUGAAAAUUGAAUAGCUUAUAUAAUUAAGUUAUGCAGAGUUAUCCCCGGUUCACUCCGCCAUUGUACAAACUGUUUAAUCUUGAAUACUUAUAUGAUAAGGGUUUAUUUAAGCUGUUUAAUAAAACAGUACCUUAAUAUGUCUUUCUUCAUCACUCCGCCAUUGUACAAACUGUUUAAUCUUGAAUACUUAUAUGAUAAGGGUUUAUUUAAGCUGUUUAAUAAAACAGUACCUUAAUAUGUCUUUCUUCAUUGUCGUGAAGACAGUUACUCUCCUUGUGAGGGUACUAUAUGAUAAAAUAGAAACCUCUAGUUAUUAUAUUGCCACAUUGCAUUCUUACUUUCUGUGAUUCUGUGGUCUAGUUACCUGCUUAGAAUUAGAAAAUGGGAAGUAAGAUGGGUAGGGAAUUAAAGGGGAGAGUGGAAAGAAAAACUUGAGUUAGUCAAAGCAGCAUGUUGAGAAAGCUUCUAUAUUUUAGAGACUCGUCUUCUGAUUCUUAUCGUACAGAAAUCACAUUAUUGUUUGGUAUCUCUGACUCAUUUAAUUAUUUUUGUUUACCAUUUUGUGCAGAUAAUUUGUUUUAGCCUAAUCUUAAAAGCACAUGUAUCACAGUUUUUGCUUUCUUGCCCUUCCCUUUUAUCUUGCUGGGUUGAAUCCUCAUCCAAAUUUUUUUAUAUCUUUUAUCUCCUUUCGAUCAGGUAUGCUGAAAAAUCUUGAUCAUCUAUAGGCAAUUUGUUAUGACAAUUGCGCAGCAUGACCUCAGUCAUGACUUGGUGAAACAAUGUUCAUGAUCUCUUUAACCAACAAAAAAGGAAAAAGCUAAAAUGGAAACUGGGUCAAGCUCAGAAAUUUUAGAUAAGGGUAAAGUUAUGAGGGGUGGCAAUAGCAAAAAGAAGCAAGAUUCUAAUGGUAUAAAAAUUGAACCUUUUGUUCCAAGAAGAGAUCACAAUCCUAAAGAGUUGAAGACUUGGGCAAAGAAAACUGGGUUUGUAUCUGAUUAUUCAGGUGAAGCUGGGACUAGUGCAAGUGAGAAUUUUGAUAGUGUUGUUGUUCAUGAUGUUGAUCAUAGAGAAGGAGGGUCUUCUCCUAAGAUAGAGAUUGAUCCGGUUCUCGGGGUUGCGAGGCCGAACCAGGACGAUGAGAUUGAACUAGAUCUUGAGUCCAAGCAUGGAGUUAAAAGGAGUCAGAAAGAUAGGUUUUUGAGGGCAAACUAUGCGUUGAAUGGGAUAGUAGGGAACCAAAAUGAGAGGAGGAAAAAUGGGGUUGAACCUGUUUUGGAUUAUGGUGUCAAGAAAAUUGAUUUAAGAGGGAAUGGUGAUGAUACUAAUGUAGUGGUGAAUUUGAUUAGGGAUAGUGAUGGUCAUGGGCUUGGAGUCGCUGCGGUUGCUCCAAUGCCCGAGCAAAAGAAGGAAGAGGAAGGUGUAAGUGAAGGAGAUGUUAAGGUGAAUCUGUAUGCAGAAGGGGAUGAACCUGUUGAUAGAGAGUGUCAAAGACCAUCUGGAAUGAAGUAUGGACUCACAGAAAAUCCUGGUCAUGUACCUCUUAUCUACUAUGGCCUGCAGCACUAUCUAUCAUUGAUUGGCUCAUUAGUGUUAAUCCCAUUAGUAAUGAUCCCAGUCAUGGGUGGAACAGAUAACGAUACAGCUAAUGUAAUUUCCACAAUGCUGUUUCUAUCUGGAGUCACAACGAUACUGCAUUCGUACCUUGGAACUCGACUUCCUUUAGUUCAAGGGAGCUCAUUUGUAUACUUAGCACCAGCAUUAGUUAUCAUAAAUUCUGAAGAGUUCCGAAAUCUUAAUCACCAUAAAUUUAGGCACACAAUGAGGGAACUUCAAGGAGCUAUAAUUGUUGGUUCAAUAUUCCAAUGUAUUCUGGGAUUUAGUGGUUUAAUGUCUCUUCUUCUCAGGAUAAUCAACCCAAUUGUUGUGGCUCCAACUGUUGCUGCUGUAGGUUUAGCAUUCUUCAGCUAUGGAUUUCCACAAGCUGGAACUUGCAUGGAAAUUAGCAUUCCACAAAUAGUGUUGGUUCUAAUAUUCACACUGCAUCUUAGAGGAAUAUCUAUCUUUGGAAACCACCUUUUUCGAAUUUACGCUGUUCCUUUAAGUGUUACAAUAAUUUGGAUAUAUGCGUCGUUUUUAACAGCCGGGGGAGCAUAUAACUACAAAGGAUGCAAUCCCAAUAUCCCUAGCUCAAACAUUCUGAUUGAUGCAUGCAAAAAGCAUGUUUAUACAAUGAAGCAUUGCAGGACUGAUGUAUCAAAUGCACUGUCAACUUCUUCAUGGCUCAGAAUUCCUUACCCUUUACAAUGGGGUUUCCCAAUUUUCCAUUUUAGGACUUGCAUAAUCAUGGUCAUUGUGUCUCUGGUUGCUUCUGUGGAUUCUGUUGGAACUUAUCACAAUGCAUCUUUGAGAAUUAAUUUGAGGCCUCCGACAACAGGAGUUGUGAGCCGUGGAAUUGCAUUGGAGGGUUUCUGUAGUAUAUUAGCAGGUCUUUGGGGUUCAGGAACUGGUUCAACUACCUUGACUGAAAAUGUUCACAUAAUUGACAUAACAAAGGUGGCAAGUAGAAGGGUAGUGGAACUUGGAGCAGCCUUCAUGAUCCUCUUCUCAUUUAUGGGAAAGGUGGGUGCUCUUCUGGCUUCUAUUCCACAGGCCUUGGCUGCAUCAGUACUAUGUUUCAUUUGGGCCCUUAAUACAGCAUUAGGCCUCUCAACAUUACAAAAUGGUCAAUCAGGAAAAUUUAGGAAUAUAACAAUAGUUGGUGUUUCAUUGUUUCUUGGUUUAUCCAUUCCUGCAUAUUUUCAACAAUAUCAGCCUCAAACCAGUUUGGUAUUGCCCUCUUAUUUGGUACCUUAUGCAGCUGCUUCUAGUGGACCAUUCCAUUCAGGCAUUAAACAACUUGACUUUGCAAUCAAUGCACUUAUGUCCUUAAACAUGGUGGUUACACUGUUGGUGGCAUUGAUACUGGAAAACACUGUCCCAAGAAGCUCACAGGAACGCGCCGCGUAUAUAUGGACGCAACCUCAAGACAUUGCGAUGGAUCCCACACUGACAUCUGCAUAUUCUCUACCAAAGAAAGUUGCUAGAUGUUUCUGUUGGGCAAGAUGGUUAGGAGUUUGAGACGCCAACAUAGUUGGGAUGUCAAUUAUCAUAGUGAUGUUUUUGCAAUGCCAGUAUUCGGUAAAAAAGUGACUAAUGGUAACAUUCAAUACUGAUUCAUGUAUUAAUUUUUCUUCUUCUGUGGGAACAUGGAGGAGGAAAAAAUUGUAAAAAAGAACAUAGCCUGGAGCUUUGAGGGAGCAUAGAAGAUAUAGAUGGAUUGAACAUAGCUUAUGAAGAAUAAAAACAUUUAGAUGGAUUGAAUUACAGUAUACCAAAUAGGAAAUAGUAUAGCACUGAUUACUUAUACAUAAUUCUUUUAAUCAAUUGAUAAUUCAUUUUAUACUUUCUACCUGUUUGAUAUUUAAAGUUACAAUAAAUCAAAUGUUUAAUAUA
This is a messenger RNA of Trifolium pratense (red clover), 4466 nucleotides long. RefSeq names its product nucleobase-ascorbate transporter 11-like. The record is from RefSeq and is a predicted model, not a curated record. Lineage: Eukaryota; Viridiplantae; Streptophyta; Magnoliopsida; Fabales; Fabaceae. The transcript has 11 exons. Gene Ontology annotation, biological process: transmembrane transport. Gene Ontology annotation, molecular function: transmembrane transporter activity. Gene Ontology annotation, cellular component: plasma membrane. Bases 1797 to 4091 code for a protein of 764 amino acids.